Molecule: messenger RNA, 483 nt
Organism: Peniophora sp. CBMAI 1063
Lineage: Eukaryota; Fungi; Basidiomycota; Agaricomycetes; Russulales; Peniophoraceae
Source: the annotation of a GenBank genome assembly
AUGUAUCCUGCUGCUGGUUUGCCUCAUCGAGCGGACGAGGACGGGUGGUACGAAGGGAUGUUCAUUCCCAAGGGAAGCGUGCUCAUCGCGAAUAUAAUGCCCUGUAACCGAGACCCCUCCGUGUACGGAGACGAUGCCGACAUCUUCAGGCCCGAGCGCCAUCUCACCGACGACGGCCAGCUCAAGCCCGCGCCUCCGGUCACGAAGGAUCAUGGACACGUAUCGUUCGGAUUUGGCCGCCGCGUCUGCGUUGGACAGCAUGUUGCCGAGGAUGCGCUGUUCAUCGCCGUAGCUGUGCUGUUAUGGGCGUUCAAUUUCGCAAAGGCUCGCGAUGAGAAUGGUCGGGAGAUUGAUGUUGAUGCGGCGGGAUACGAUGCAACACAUCUCGCUCUCAAAGCCAACCACUACCAGUGCCGCAUUACGCCUCGCUUCUCUGAAGUCAACACGAUUCUUGCCGAGGAGAAGGAGUUGUUGUCGUCGUGA